UAUUAUCUUUUUGCAGGGAAGGUCACACUUCAGCGAUCUGAAAUUUGCGGCGUUUCCGAAACUUCUUAUUGCGACGUGGCGUUUGAAGAGGUGUUUUGAAAGUUUGUAAUAUAUGAUAGUAGUAGUAGGAUAAUUUGAAAGCAAAAGAAUGGCAAAGUCUGCAAAUAAAGAUGGAGUUCGACAAAGAAAAAAGAAUGAAAAUGGGGAAGGAGAUGUAAAAGCUGCUCCAAAGACGACAUCAAAACCUCAACAACAGCAAUCUUCUGGCGGAAUGACAUGCUUGAAUUGGUUUGUCGUACUUUUCUUCAUAAUUGCUGCCAGUGGAGGAGCAUCUUUCUUUGUUUAUAAUGAGAUGACUUUGACAAAUCGUGCUCUACUAAAAGAACUCAAUCAAUUACGAUCAGAAUCUUCAGCUGUUGGGGAGUUCAAAGGUCAAAUCAAAGUGAUCAUGUUAAAACUGGAAACCAUGGAGCAGUUACAGGAAGAAAUAACAAAUUUGAAUAAUAAAGAAGCCUCAAGGGGUUCUACUGUUGAUCAUCUUACACUUCAAAUCAAGAAUUCACAAACUGGGUUUGCAGAUCUGGCAUCUCAGGUUGAAGAUUCUUCUAGCAAGAUUGAAAGUUUGGAGGUUGAGAUGGAAGCUCUUAAAUCUAUGAAAUCAACUCAAAGUGAAAGUGCAGAACUAAAGAAACUGGAUGAUCUUAUCAAAGUAUCGAACACUAAUAUUGCUUAUCUAUCAGACGAGGCGAUAAGGCUUGAUAAGAGAUUACGAGAUUACUUCGAACAAACAAACUCAAUCCAGAAAGAAGUCAUCGACCUGACGGCAGAUAAAUUAGCGAUGGGUUCUGCUAUUGAAUCAAUCAAAACCACAGUCGUUAAUAUUCGAGAAAAUUUAGAGAAAUUGGAGAGUCAAGGUCCAGUGAGCACACAAGAGGGCGAAACAACAACAAUAGAAGCAACGCUUAAAGAACUUGACACCAGAACUACUGCUGAGAUUGCAAAGCUGUCAAGACAAGUGUCGGAAACAUCGGAAAACUCAGCGCAAUGGCUUCAGCAAUCAACUGAUCAAAUCAGUAAAAAAUGUCAACAAACUGUCGAGGAUUUGACGAAGCAAUUCAAUGAAGUUAAGGUUCAAAUCAAAGAACCAGCUCAGGCAACUGAGAAUGAAAGCCUGAUUAACUCUGUUGCCACAUUAGACACAAAAAUAUCUGGCAUCAGUCAAACUGUCACAAAAUUAAACAAAACAUUGGCUGGAGUCGUUAAAUAUCAGAAGUCAAAACAACAGGCAGAUGCGGAUGAAGUUGAAUCUGUAGAGAAGCUUACGUACCGAGUGAUUGAGAUCAUGAACGAGGCAGCAGUGACCGAAGAUAAGUUGGAAGAGUUGACAAAGCAGGUCACGAAGAUCAACAAUGAAUUAAACGGAGUAAAAACUACGGCUCGUAUAUUAGAAUCUCGUGUUGAUGAAGUUCGAACGGGAACUAAAGACCCGAUUCCUCAACCUGCGGAACCAGAGGGGCGAAAAGAAUAAUUGGAGUUCAAUAAAGCCUAAGGAUGUUUGAUCAUGAAUUUGACGCAUUUGCAAUGAUAUUUUAAUUUUCGCCAAAUUUUAUUAGGAACCCCCCCCCCCCCCCCUCCCCCCAAACAAGAAAAUUUUAGUUCAAUCCGCUUUUAAGCUGAGAAAGAUGCUUUUGGGUGGAGAAAAUAUUUGGAAAUAUUGAGAAUAUGACUGAGAGUGUUUCAACAAUUUUAACUGCUACGUCUUCCCCCCCUAAUAAAAAUAUUCUUAGCCCUCUAGUGGAAUUUGGCCCAAUCUGCAAGGAAUCCUAGAGUUAUUCAAAUUUGGACCAUAUUUAAGUGAAAGUCUUCUAUUUUGUUAUAAUUUUGUGUGUCUGUAAGCAAUUUUUUUUAUAUGUGAUUGAAAAAAUAGACAAUUUUAUGUGGCAAUUGUAUCUUUUCUGUUUUUGCUUUUUCGUGACCACUUACGCCACAGCUUAAAAGUUUUUUGCUGCCAUCUUUUGGACCACAAACUACAAAUUCAUUUGCUUUAAGAAUUCAGGCAAAUUAUUCUGUUUGUUGUAAUUCCUUGUCUGCAACAUUUUUAAUUCGUAAUUGCGGAAAAUUUAUGUAGCAAUUAGUAUUUUUCUCUGUUUUGUGUUUGUUUAUGUUUUGCUCCUUUGUGAACACUUACCCACAGCUAAAAAGUUCUUUGUCACCAUCUUGUGGACCACGAACUACCAAACAGUUUGCUUCAAAAACUCAAGCAAAUUCUCUGUCUGUUGUAAUUUCCUUGUUUGAAAGCAAUGUGUGAUUGCAGAAAAAUUGAUAAUUCAUAAAAUUUGAUGAUCAAAAAUUUGUGAUAUUAUUUUAUUUAUUUGCAAUGUUUUGCUGAAAAUUAUAAAACUGGUGCUAUUUCGAAAAGCGUUACUACAUUACAGUUUCCAAUAUGUGACGUUUUCGUUGACUUUUCAUCUUUUGCUCUCUUAGAGGUUGUCAUGUUCUCCUGUAAGCAAAAGGUCUUAAGUUUGUUGUUCAGAAACAUUAUUCAUUCAAGUUAAUCGAAUAAGGUGCUGCGUUAAAUUGUUGCCAAAAAAUCUCAGUUUUUAUUUUCUUUGGAAUUUUCUAAUGAGUUGUUUGUUGCUUGUAUUUGUAGUGUAGCGGCUAUCAUGUUCGCUGUGUUAGCAAAAGGAUCCCAAGUUUGUUGUUCAAAACAUUAUUACUCUUUAAGUUAAUCAAAUAAAUUGAUAAAGUAGGUGUUGUAUUAAAUUAUCGCCAAAAAAACUCCCAUUUCAUAUACUUCGGAAUUUUCUAGUUAUGUAACUGCUCGCAUUUGUAGUGUAGUAGCUGUGGUGUAGUGUAGUUCAUGCCCCAUUUUGAGCUCUGGUUGAAACAAUUAUCUCAAAAAUAUCAAAGUUUAUAAAACUAAUGACUCUGAGUUUAUUAAAAACCUUGCAAAAAAUAUCAGAACUCAUUGACGGACCAAAAACUUCCUAUGUUUCCAUAUUUUACAUUACACUAUUCUAUUCAAAUCGUAUACUGAGAUUUUUUCAUUCUCAUGCAGUAAAAGUUGUUGUAUGAUUUGUAGCAAAGUCGUUACUGUUUUUGUGUACGACUUUUAAGUUUCUCAUGGGAAUUAAUAAACAGGGUGCCCAAAAAACGAUCCCAUAAAUUUCUUAAAUACUUUCAUGGAAAGAGGGAAAAAUUGUGUAUGAUUAAACCCAAAAGAGCGCUCCAAAAGGGUGGUGUACUAAUAUGGAGGUAACUAAUUUUGUUUGCCUACUUUACAUCAAAUUGUUUGAAGGGACUGAAAACUAUGGGCAGGGGUGGUAUGUUCUCUUGGCUAACACAGAGUCCCCGAACUCGAAAUAGAAUAAGGAAAAAAAAAGAAUAAGGCCUAACCCUAACCUGGUACACACACUGAGCACUCCCUUAAAGUUUCUGUAAUCUAGGACGCUCCCACUAGCAAUCCCUUUCUCCAGGUCUAGAAUAUGUUCCACGUGACCAUGGUUCUGUAUUUUUUAGGUUUCCUAGAAUCAAAAAUUGUCUCCUAUAUUUCAUAUAAUUGUUGUAUUAUAACUUGUGCUAUUUCUAUACCAUUGCCAAUUGCUAAGUGCCCAACUCUAAAAGAGCAAAUUGAUUUUUGAAUAAUUUUUUUAUAUUUGCAGUAAAUAUGAAAAGUAUGAAGCAAGUAAUUGUGUAUUUUCCAUCCAUGGUCCUAAUGUAGUUUCGUUUGUGUAGACCAGUAUCCCAAUCUUUUAUUGCUCGUGACCUCCCUCCGGAGGCUUUCGGCACUUGUGGCAUCCCUGUUUACCAGCGGUAUUUAUAGUGUUAUUGGCCGCGGGCCGUGGUUGAGAACUGUCGGUAUAAACAUUCGAAACAUGAGCAGAACUUGUAUUCUUGCUUCAUACCAGUUGUGCCUAUGUUAUAAACCAUUUUAUACAUUGAAAUUAUGUUGCAAAAGAGAAUCAUUUUGAAGUUUUUUAAUGCAGUAUUUAACUUUAAGUAAAUUCAUAUUCUGCAGUUGUGCGGCCAUUACUAUAUUCAUAUAUAUAAUCUGUAUCUUAUCGAAGAAAAACAUGAUUUGACUUUAUAAUGAGGGCUUCCAGAAAAAUUUAACUUAAAAAUAUGUUCUAAGCCAAGUUUGAAGCAAUAUUCACCCCAAAGUGUUUCAAUGAUAAUACAGGAGUUUAAACAUCAAGUAUAUACAUUUUUUUCAUUUCCUCAAAACAGAUUUUUCACGAAUGAACUAAAACUUUGGCAUAUUCAAGCGUUUUUUAUUAGACUGUUACGCUUAGCAGAAAGUAUUUACUUCUCUGUGUCACUAUUGGAGAUCUUAAACUCCAAAUCCCGGGAAAUUCAGAAUUGUACCUUCCCACUUCUGGACUCGGUCCUAAUUCAAAGUCUGUAUGACUUCUGUAUUUCUGGCAACUGCCUAAUUAUUUGCUUUUGAAGCCUAAUUUUGCCUGAUCAAUCUAUCAACUGUGUUGCGCACCUAUUAUUGCUGAAAUCUAUAUGUCCUGCUUCUUAAUAUAGUUGUUUUGUCCAUGAAAAUGGUCUAGUAUAUUUGGGGAAAAAGGCUCAGCUAGUCAAUGCUAAAUCUUGAAGAUUUCGUUACUUCAAAGAAGAACUCUUUGCUUAUCAGUGACCUCCUUCAAAGUGUCUAUAACAUGGGUGGGCAAUUACUUUUCUGAGUGGGCCAGAGGCUCAAAAGUAUGAAUAGAAAACAGUUUUAUCUAAAGCUAGUCCAACAGCCAGGCUGAUGUACAUACAAUAAUAUGAAGCACAAUAUAACAAUUGGAGUCAUGAUGACGUUAUUUUCAACAGAAAUUUAUAUCCAUAGUCUGUUUAUCUGUAGUCUUAAUUUCCACAGACAAAAGUGGCAGAAUGAUGAAACACUUCGGCGGACUGUAAUUUGCCCCCCCCCCCCUGCUCUAUAAGUACUGGUAAUUGCUUGCCUAGAGCCUCAUUAAAAGUGAACAAUUAAGGAACAUGAGCAAUGACGUAUUGAUAAAAGUAGAAUGCUACAGCGUCCCUGCAGGACUAGAAUCUUUUGUACUCGUCAAACAAGCUGAAAAUUGGAUUUGAGAACAAGGACCCCAGCUUGCGACUUUUGGAAAGGUUUUAGUUGAGAUGAUUGUUUUAUUAAUGAAAGAGCUCGGGAUAAACUCAUCUGCAAACAUGUCCUUGUGGGAACUGUUGCAAUCGCCGCUGACACGCUAAUAUAUUGAUAGCCACUGCACAUUACAAGUUAGAAUCAUUCUUUAUGCAACCAUGAUCACAUGUUCGAGAAAGUUGAUUAACUAAGAGAAGAUGGGAUUUACAUAUAUAUAUAUAUGGGUUGAGGGAAGUCGGUAAGACGGCUUAAUACUAUGGCAAACCACGCUCUCUCAUUCGGUUUCCAGUCUAUGUCGUGUAUGAGAUUAGUUUGUCAGUUAUUUGUUUUCAGAAGCAUAGACUUGACUAUCGAAAUGUUUACCCACCCAGUAGAGACAAAACGUAAACUCUGGAAACUGACUUUGAUUUAGUUUUCAAAACCUAACAAUGAUAUCAGUCAUUUAGGUUUGUGACAUAAAAGGAAACUCUGCAACGGCAAUCUCCUGCUUAAAUCAUUGGGCAUAAUCAUUAGAAUAAUUGUGUGAGAUUCGAAACCAUAUGGGCAAGGAAAAAAGGGUCACUUCAUCGUUUUCACUUUAGGAUAUGAAGUUCGAUCGAUACUGGAAUACCAAAAGGUAGACCUUUUCCAAAUUACUGAUUUAUAAUAAUAUUUUCAUAUUUAUCCUGUAAGAUUGACAAGGUGACAGAUUAAUCACAUGAAUUACUAUAGUUCUUAUAUCAGGUUAGCAUUCCAUGGAGGUAAUAGGGGUAGAUUUUUUAUUUUCAUCUCGGGGAAAGAAAUCCGAUGAGAUGGGUUACAAGCUCUCACCCAGUUCCCAGUGGAUCGGAUUUACAUAUUUAUCCCGGGGGAGAGGGAAAUCCGAUAAGACGGCUUAAUCAUAUGGCGAACCACGGCCUCUCGUCCUGUUACCAGUCAAGGUCGGGUAUGGGAUUAGUUAGCCAGUUAUAUGUUUUCGGAAGCAUGGACUUGAUGAUGCAUGUUGAGUUUGGGAUUAGUAAGUUAGUUAUUGGAUUUGUGCAUGUACAGAUCAUUUCCUAAUGCUUAGCAUAAUGCCCCAACCAAUCUAUCCAGGUACCAAUUUGUAAAAUGAUACCGGUAUAAAGACACAUUAAGUCAGUAAAUGAUGCAAUUUUUUAGGUUAAGAAAUUUCCAGUUGGUAGAACUAUAUAACGCUAUAAAGACACACAAUAAAUAAAGUCUAACUCAAGUCUUAAAAUCAUUCUUCCUCUUCAGGUCCGUAUCGUUCUGCGAAUAUUUCACGAUAUUUGAAGAACUCUUCAUCUGAAGGGCUUUGGAAUUGAACUACUUUCCCAGUCUCGAAGGUUUCAAUUCUCUCUCUCAUUUGAAUAGUUUUGUAAACUCCCCAGGCAGCAAUCCCACCCCCUCC
Molecule: messenger RNA, 6500 nt
Organism: Styela clava
Lineage: Eukaryota; Metazoa; Chordata; Ascidiacea; Stolidobranchia; Styelidae
Source: RefSeq, a predicted model, not a curated record